GCUUGGCGCGUUUGUCCAAGCUGUUGGCGCCACCGACACAAUUCACAGAGGACUGUUAGUGAAAGAAGUGUAUCCUUGACUGUGCGCUUAAUAUUUCAGUAAAUUUGUUUUUUGGUGCUAAUUCACUUCUUCACAAACAUGACGAAGCUUUCAGAGGGUGCGAUAGAGGCUCUGUCAAAUGGCACUGGUGGCAACGACGCAGUGCUUCAGUGUGUGAAUAUUCGCAAAAUUGAUGGGGGAAAUGGUCCAGCUCGCUUUCGGGUGAUGAUGAGCGAUGGGCGGCACACUCUGUCCUCCUUCAUGCUGUCCACCCAGCUGAACAUCAUGGCAGAGGAGAACAGGCUGGCCCCCAACUGCAUCUGUGUUCUGAAGAAGCAUGUGACCAAUAUGCUGAAGGAUGGACGACGGAUAGUAAUCAUUUUGGAAAUUGAUGUCAUCAAGCCUGCUGAGGAUGUUGCUGGGAAAAUAGGUGAACCUACUCCUUACACAGAAGGUCAGACUAAAGCCCCGCAGUCAGCUCCUGUCCCUGAGAGCCGCCCUCCACUGCAGCCACAAAAUAGAAAUGAAGUGAACAGAGGCUUUAAUAGAGACUUUGGGAAGAAGGCCCCAUCUGCUGUGCCCAAUACCCCAGGGGGCACUUCCAAAGUUGUGCCCAUUGCCAGUCUCAACCCCUACCAGUCCAAGUGGACCAUCCGUGCUCGUGUAACCAACAAGAGCACCAUCCGCACGUGGAGCAACUCUCGCGGUGAUGGCAAACUCUUCUCCAUGGAAGUUGUGGAUGAAAGCGGAGAGAUACGAGUGACUGGUUUCAACCAGGAGGUGGACAAGUUCUACACCCUGAUUGAGGUUGGCAAGGUCUACUACAUCUCCAAGUGCUCCCUGAAGAUCGCCAACAAACAGUACACAUCAGUGAAGAAUGACUACGAGAUGACUUUCAGCGGAGAGUCCACAGUCAUCCCCUGUGACGACAGCUGUGAUGUUCCCAUGGUGCAGUGUGAUUUUGUCUCUAUUAGUGACCUGGAGAAUAGAGACAAAGAUGCCAUCAUUGAUGUUAUUGGAGUCUGCAAGAGUGUGGAGGAGGUGACCCGCAUCACAACAAAGUCUAACAGAGAAGUGACGAAGAGGACGCUCAGUCUGAUGGACAUGUCUGGGAAGGUGGUGACUGUGACACUGUGGGGAGAGGAAGCAGAGAAGUUUGAUGGGUCUGGACAGCCCAUUGUAGCCAUUAAGGGGGCGAAGCUUUCAGACUUUGGAGGCCGGUCCCUCUCUGCAUCCUUCAACAGCACACUGAUGAUCAACCCAGACAUCCCCGAGGCAUAUAAGCUCAGAGGCUGGUAUGACAAGGAAGGCCAUGCCAUGGAUGGACAGUCUCUGACGGAGUUGAAAGGUGGCAGCGGGGGAGGAAACACCAACUGGAAGGCUCUAUCUGACGUUAAGACGGAGCACCUGGGACAUGGAGACAAGGCAGACUACUACACCUGCAUUGCUACCAUAGUGUACCUGCGCAAGGAAAACUGCCUUUACCAGGCCUGCCCGAGCCAAGACUGCAACAAAAAAGUGGUAGACCAACAAAAUGGCAUGUACCGCUGUGAGAAGUGUGACAAAGAGUUCCCCAACUUCAAGUACCGCCUCAUCCUUUCUGCCAACAUUGCAGAUUACGGGGACAACCAGUGGGUGACUUGCUUCCAGGAGAGUGCAGAGGCCAUCCUGGGCCAGAAUGCAGCUUACUUAGGGCAGCUCAAGGACUCGAACGAAACCGCCUUCGAUGAGAUCUUCCAACAAGCCAACUUCAAUACGUUUGUCUUCCGCAACAGAGUAAAGCUGGAAACGUAUAAUGAUGAAUCCAGGAUCAAGGCCACAGUGAUGGAUGUGAAGCCCGUUGACCAUAAAGACUACAGCAAGAGGCUGAUCAUGAACAUAAGAAAACUGGCUGCCCAGUAGGAACCUGUGCUCUAUGCUCUCAGUGGUCUGAUUUUUCUUGCUUUUGCAAGUUUUUCCUUUGUAUCUGUACAGCCAACAAACAACUCGAAAUUUAUUACAGAUUUAUUGCUCCUGGAGCACUUGUAUUUAGUUUUUUGUUAUCAGUUUACUUCUCUGUGAAUGAGUAAUCCUCAAAGUACUAAUGAAGUACUAAUGGAGUAAAAGUUCACCUUUCCUUGGUGGAGAAAUUAUUGGUGGCCUGAUUCUAAAAACUGUCUUUUUUUGGUGAACAGAACAGACAAUGAUAUUUUUUCUCUCUCUUUCUGUUAUUCUGAGAGGCAGAGCAGAGAGUGGGUCAGUAAGCCACAAAAGAAAUCAUCACUGUGUCUGUCUUAUGUCAGCCAGUUGUUCCUGCAUAUGCUGUGGUCAUGUAGAGGUGGGGGCUGCUUUAAGCAGAAGACCAGCACAGUAGCUAGCACUCUUUUUCACCCUCUGAUGUGCACUCAAAAUGGCUGGGCUGGACCUGCACAUCCCUGAUAAGACCGUUUAUUCUCCCACUCCUUUUUUUUUUUGCUCCGUCUCUCACAUACUUGCAAACAUAAGCACAUAUACACAUGCACAGUGCUACUAAUAGAAAAUGUACUGCAUUCUAUUUAAGUAGGUACAAGAUGUAUUUUCAAUGCCUCUAACUGUUUUGUGAGUUCUCUAGUUCAGUUUUUUUCUGUGAAACUUGAAUGUGAAAAUAAAGGUGUUAAGAAUUCAA
Molecule: messenger RNA, 2683 nt
Organism: Lates calcarifer (barramundi perch)
Lineage: Eukaryota; Metazoa; Chordata; Actinopteri; Centropomidae
Gene: rpa1
Product: replication protein A1
Exons: 17
Coding region: 139-1941 (600 amino acids)
Biological process (GO): DNA replication; nucleotide-excision repair; telomere maintenance via telomerase
Cellular component (GO): nucleus; DNA replication factor A complex
Molecular function (GO): single-stranded telomeric DNA binding; damaged DNA binding
Source: RefSeq, a predicted model, not a curated record